This is a messenger RNA of Suillus subaureus, 854 nucleotides long. Its product is annotated as ribosomal protein L11. NCBI's taxonomy places the organism in Eukaryota, Fungi, Basidiomycota, Agaricomycetes, Boletales, Suillaceae. Gene Ontology annotation, cellular component: cytosolic large ribosomal subunit; ribosome. Gene Ontology annotation, molecular function: structural constituent of ribosome; large ribosomal subunit rRNA binding. Gene Ontology annotation, biological process: translation. The coding region runs from base 239 to 736 and encodes 165 amino acids. The record is from RefSeq and is a predicted model, not a curated record. The transcript is spliced from 4 exons.
CUUCGUGCAUACCUUCAUUAAUAUCUAGCGCUGAACGAACUUCAAAACUGGCUAGUGUGACGAUACCGUGACCUUCCGUGACAUUUAUGUGACUGCACGAAAUGUGUACCUUCGCGGACAGCGCCCAGGAACGUGGGAAUGUAGGUGACUAAGCUGAGGUACUGUACAGUUGCUUCGAGUUUUGAACUUUAAUCUUUAGCCACCUCAGGGAAUAGCGACCACCCUCCUCACCUUCGCCAUGGCCCCCAAGCUCGACCCCAACGAAAUCAAAAUCAUCUACCUACGGGCAACAGGGGGUGAAGUCGGUGCAUCUUCAGCACUUGCCCCAAAAAUCGGUCCCCUCGGUCUGUCACCCAAAAAGGUUGGAGAAGAUAUCGCUAAAGCUACCUCUGCAUGGAAGGGUCUACGGGUGACCGUCCAGCUUACGAUCCAGAAUCGGCAAGCAGCAGUCUCCGUCGUUCCUUCCGCUUCCUCCCUCGUCAUCCGGGCGCUCAAGGAGCCCCCUCGUGACCGGAAGAAGGAGAAGAACAUCAAGCACUCGGGCAAUGUCACUCUUGACGAGAUUUUCGAAAUUGCCCGAACGAUGAGGUCCAAGUCGCUAGCAAAGGACUUGGCUGGCGGCGCGAAGGAGAUUCUGGGCACGGCCCAGAGUGUUGGCUGCACAGUAGAUGGGCAGCCCCCACACGAUAUCAUCGAUGGUAUCAAUUCGGGAGACAUCGAGGUGCCGGAUGAGUAAAAGACCGUCAAACACACGAGCCAGUCUUUUUAUAUCGCCCGCCAUGUAUUUUUUUUUGACACUACUGCAUACAUCAAUACAUCUAAACGCUCACAUGUCCUUCCCGUGUGCACAUUGG